AUGGGGUGGAGCGCGUUUUUGACGAAUAUGACGCGCACCCCCAACUCGAGUCAGGCCGGCGAUAAGAACAGCGGCGCCGAGGUUUGGGUCAGUCCGCAGGCCCCAUUGACGGUCUGGGCGGAUGACUUUGAGUUCGUCUCGGACCGGCGCACCCGGGCCACCCUGGUCUUUGCCGCGAUCAACGGCACAAUCGAAGGUGGCAGCACGACGCCCCUUGUCUUUGACAACCUGACCAACGUGUCCUCGGUAGCCUGUGACGUGGAUAUCGAGGCCGUUGACGAUACCCUCUCAGUCGGCAACAUGUCGAUACCGGCCGACACAACCACCCUACCCGUCCUCUCCUCAAUCGACAACCUCACCCUCAGCCCCGCCGCAUCCCCCGAAACCCGCCUCAACGAGCUCCUCCUCUGGUUUACCAUCGCCCCGCUCAUGGCCGGCACCAGCAUCGACGGCACCCUGCCCAUGUUCACCAACUCCACCACAACCGGCCUGCCCCUCUCCUACACAGCCACCACCUCCCCAAUCCACAACACUUGGACGACCGACGGCCUCACAACCUUCAUCCACCUCGCCAUCGGCGCCCUCGCCCAAGCCACCACCACCACCCCACCCCCCUCCUCCCUGGAAAAGGAUUAUUCUUUUGCUUUACGAUCCCACUAG
Chaetomium globosum CBS 148.51 is the source of this 660-nucleotide messenger RNA. RefSeq lists its product as uncharacterized. Lineage: Eukaryota; Fungi; Ascomycota; Sordariomycetes; Sordariales; Chaetomiaceae. The record is from RefSeq and is a predicted model, not a curated record. The transcript has a single exon. Bases 1 to 660 code for a protein of 219 amino acids.